CACCGCUCAGGAAUACGCUCUUCAAAAGUGGGAAAGGCCCAUUCUACAAUGAUGAAUGCUGAUAUGGAUGCUGUUGAGGCUGAGAAUCAGGUGGAAUUAGAAGAGAAAACGCGGCUUAUUAAUCAAGUUUUGGAACUGCAGCACACACUUGAAGAUCUCUCAGCACGAGUAGAUGCUGUUAAGGAAGAAAACUUGAAACUGAAAUCAGAAAACCAAGUUCUUGGACAGUAUAUAGAAAAUCUGAUGUCAGCAUCUAGUGUUUUCCAAACUACUGACACAAAAAGCAAAAGGAAGUAAGGGUUGACUCACAGAUGAUGUCAUUGUAUUGCUGCUGUCUUUUUUUGUUUAAUUGGCAUAGGCAACAUGAGCUAAAAUACCUUAGAUUGUGGCUUUGCUGGAUACUCGAAGAUUAUAAACUUUGGUGAUAAACAGAAUUAAGAACAUUAUCAUGAACAGGAGACGUAAGUUUGUGUAUUGUUAAGAUUAAGCAGUGUGUAAGUGUAGUGUAGAGACUUACUAAAUUUUAAUGUUUAUUUUAAAAGUGAGCUGAGCUUGUUAAAAAUCGGUUUCAGUUUGUCAGGUUAAACAAAUGACUGUUGGCUCUCUUUGAGGUCUUAGGGUAGUGUUCUUGACUAGCAAAAUAAUAGUUAUAAUAUUGUGUUGAAAACUUAUUUGAUAAAAAUAUUCAAAGUCUAAUUGCAUCACCUUU
This is a messenger RNA of Mesitornis unicolor (brown roatelo), 709 nucleotides long. RefSeq names its product short coiled-coil protein (gene SCOC). Bases 49 to 297 code for a protein of 82 amino acids. The transcript has 3 exons. Gene Ontology annotation, cellular component: trans-Golgi network. The record is from RefSeq and is a predicted model, not a curated record. Lineage: Eukaryota; Metazoa; Chordata; Aves; Mesitornithiformes; Mesitornithidae.